Molecule: messenger RNA, 804 nt
Organism: Lathyrus sativus (Indian pea)
Lineage: Eukaryota; Viridiplantae; Streptophyta; Magnoliopsida; Fabales; Fabaceae
Source: the annotation of a GenBank genome assembly
AUGAGGAGAUUUUUGGUUGAUUCAGAACCAGAACCACCUCCGCCUAAUGUGGUUAAUGAGUUUAACCCAAAUGAGAUUGUGCGUGAUUCAGGUCGUAGGAAACAAAUUAAUGAGUAUGCUCCGGAUAUUCAAGAUCAAGUGAGGAGGCCAUAUAUAUUGAAAGGUCCAAUGAAACCAGAAUUGCCAAGCUUUCCUCGUACUCCAUUUGGAAGUGUUAAAAGAGCAUUUAGUAAAUCAUGGUAUAAGAAUUAUACAUGGUUAGAAUACAGUGAGAUCAAGGAUGUAGCUUAUUGUUUUUAUUGCUUUCUCUUUAAGAAACCUGGGAGGGCCGAGCACUUUGGUUUUGAAGUCUUCACUAAAAGCGGAUAUAAAGAUUGGAAGCAUGCAUCUCAAGGCUUGAAAGAUCAUGUUGGUAGUCAUAAUAGUUUUCACAACUCAUGUGUCAAGCAGUACGAUGAUUACAAUAAUCAAAGACAAAGUGUGGCAAGUAAGUUUGUUAAAGUAACCAAGGAAUCAAAAGAAUUGUAUAAGAUUCGUUUAACUUGUUCUUUAGAUUGUUCAAGAUAUCUCAUUGCACAAGGCAUGUCUUUCCGUGGCCAUGAUGAAUCCUCUAUUUCUCUAAAUAAGGGAAAUUUUAGAGAGAUGGUAGAUUGGGUAAAAUUUAAGAAUGAACAAUUGCAAGACGCUUUUGACCAUGGUGGAAAAAAUUGCAUAAUGAUUUCCAGUGACAUUCAAAAGGAGCUUGCAAUGUGUUGCGCACAUGAAGUUACCAAGGUGAUUUUGGAAGAGCUUGGUGAUAGAUAA